AUGGCGUCUAUGCAGAUUGAAGUGGCUGCAUCUUCUUCACCAUUUAGUUACGUCUCUCUAAGGGAUCACAAGCGGUCUGCAAACAUCAUGGGAUACGUUAAUUCCCAACGUGCUAGCAAGAACAAAUCUGUCGAUAAAGAUGUGGAUUCAUCAUGGCUUCCCUCUCAGAGUUCAAAAACCGACGAUUCUUGGCUGCCUACAAUCAGCCACAGCUCGACUCAUGUAACAUCGGAAUCCAAGGGUUCACGGAAAGUUGAAAAUGAUGUGGAUGAUUCUUGGCUUCCUGCCAUUGGUGAAAGCAAUGGGAAAUAUGGGACAAAUGCAAAUGAAUUGGAGAAUGAUAUUGAUUAUUCGUGGCUGCCGUCCACCUUCAUUGACAAUGCGAAACAUAUACAGAAGAAUGGUAACAUCAACAAGAACACGACCAAGAUCAAGACAAAGAAUACAAACAUGAGCAUGAAUAAAAACAAAAACAAUAGUGAUAGUAACAAUAAUAGUAAUAGUAAUAACAGUCUAAAGAAGAAAUCAGAUAAUGACCAUUGGGCGUUGGCCCGUAAGGUUGUUUUUCAAUGCGAUCAACAAAACCAAAAUGAUUGUUCACAUCUUCAACACAACGAUUCGCGUUCGAAAUCAAGAUAUGUUGUGGAAUCUCCAACUUUGAGUGGAGUUUCUUCCAUUCUUCAAAGAUGGAAAGAUUUGGAUGAAGUCAAGAACUCGAACGGAAAUGGAAAAAAAUCUCCUAGCAACGAUGACGGUUCCAGAUCAACUUGUAAGGAUAAUAAAAACAACACUUCACAUAGCUCUCCAACUUCAAGCACCAUUGAAGAUUCUGAUGCCAAUAUCGAAUCUAAUAAAGCAAGUCUCUCAAGGUGGCUUUCAUGUCCGCUUCCGAGCCGCCAUAACAAGGAUUCAAACCCCGAUGGUGCGGAAAAGGAGAAGAUUCGGGUGGUAGAUAUCAUCAAGAAGAUAUCAAGAGAAGAAGAAUUGGCUGCUUCUCAUGCUACUGGACACGAAAACCAAUCAUUGCCUCCAAUUCAAACCACUUUACACCAUAAACAAAAUGAAGGAGAACACAAAGGUAUCAAGCAUGUUAAAAUUCCGCGCCAUUUGAUACGAGGACGACAGGCUUUUGAAACAUUUCUUAUCCAAAUGGAGCGUGAUAAGCAUCGCGAGCUCAAAUGGCUGGUCGAUCGUAGAGCUGUCUCAAAGUUUCCUCAUCGAGGCCGUAUCCAAUCUUUGCUUCGUUUUAAACUCCUACGUCUUGGACCUGAACCAAAACCAGAAGACAAAGUACAUAGGUAUCAUGUAUCAAAGCCAUUGGAAUCAAAUAAUUGCUUAGAUAUCAUGGACCUAAGGGAAAGGUUUAACUCCGGAAUUGAGAAAGGAGCAAUUGAUUCAACGAAAGACCAAAGAAAUGAUCUUAAGAACAACACCAACAAUGAAUCUCCGGCUACCACCACCUCUACUAAGUUGGUAGAAUUUAAGACAAGGACCAAGACGACAACCAGCAACAAGAAACAAGAACCACAACCAGAACCUGAGCCCAUGACUCCAAAUCAAUCAACACAACACUCCACGACUUCUAGUAAAGAUGUGGUGCAUAAAGCCAAAUUUGUAGAUAGUUAUUCCAGCCCCAUCACGCGUAAGGAUGACCUGCAUGAUGAUGAUGAUGAAGAAGAUGAAUUCUAUGAAGAUGAAGGUCAAUUCAUGUCAGCUAAAACCUCUUAUAGUCAAAUGGAAGAUAGAAAUAGGAAUAGAAGGAUGCAAGCAUUAGAAAGCUUCCAUGAUUGGAUGACAGAUAGUGACUUGGAUGAUGACGAAUCUUAUGACACACAACGUUUCGACACAUACUAUGAUUGGAUCAGCCACAUAUCACGCCCAAAAUGUGAUUGGGAAGAUAUGAGGCAAGCAAGGUACCAAGAGAUGCUUCAUGAUUACUCAUCAGCAAACGGAGACAUACAACGACUUCUUGAAAGAAAAAGUGUGUCUAGUUUUCUUCAGAGUAGUUUGUGUGACCGUAUCGAACAACUAAUGGUGAGUCGGAUCCAGCACUCACAUGCCGAAGUAGAAAAACAAGGCGUAGUAUUAAGAAAUAAAGAAGAGUUGAGGAAAGAAGUUGAACACGAAGAUGGUUCAAUGUUAGAUGAAGAUUGUAGGAGCAAAAUCAAGACAAAAUGUAGUGACUACGUAGAUCAAACUGUAUAUUCAGAACUAUCAUGGAGACCUAAUGAUGCUGCUUGUAACUCGGAUACAACGACUACAACAUCUCCAUCUAUAAACCGCUCUUUAUCGUCUAAUCAGUCACAUAACAAUAGUACUCCACGAUCCUCUCCCGCCAUCAGUCAUCAAACCAUUGAGAUGGAACUCAUAUAUGACUUGAGAGGACACAUGGAGCAACUCCAUCACGAGAUUAAGGAUCUACGAAAAUCUAUAAAAACUUGUGUUAAUAUGCAAGUCAAACUGCAACAUUCUUUUAACCAAAGUGUUGGUGCGGCCACAACUCGUUCAGUUCAAAGGAAGGAAAUGAAGCCACCUGGUAUUGUGAAACAUAAUUGCUUUAUUUGCUAUGAUGCACAAGUCGAUUCACUUCUAUACAGAUGCGGGCAUAUGUGCACUUGCUUCAAAUGUGCGUUGGAGUUGCAACACACUAGCGAGGAAUGCCCAGUUUGUGAAGCUCCAAUUGUAGAUGUUGUGAAGGCAAUGUGCUCCUGA
Molecule: messenger RNA, 2712 nt
Organism: Helianthus annuus (common sunflower)
Lineage: Eukaryota; Viridiplantae; Streptophyta; Magnoliopsida; Asterales; Asteraceae
Exons: 7
Coding region: 1-2712 (903 amino acids)
Source: RefSeq, a predicted model, not a curated record